AUGUCACCACCUCCGCAAGACGGCUCCUUCACCUACACAGACGGUGGUCAGAAGUUCAAAGCCGUCUUCGUCAUAGGCGAGACUCGCUUCAAAUUCAUCGGUUCAUUCGGUGAAUUGGCGGCGACAAUUGAUUAUCCUGCUGUCCUGUCCUACGACGACGUAUCACAACUACAUGGGAAGGACAUUCCGUUUGAAGUCGAAGUGGGGAUAAAGAGUGUCACUAUACGCAUUAUAGAUGGUCCAACUAUCGUUGCGGACACAGGGGCUGAUGUUAGCCCUGAGAGCAUGUUGGGCGGAACUGGCUACUGGACCGACGAGCCUCGAUAG
Pleurotus ostreatus (oyster mushroom) is the source of this 327-nucleotide messenger RNA. RefSeq lists its product as uncharacterized. Bases 1 to 327 code for a protein of 108 amino acids. The record is from RefSeq and is a predicted model, not a curated record. The transcript has a single exon. Lineage: Eukaryota; Fungi; Basidiomycota; Agaricomycetes; Agaricales; Pleurotaceae.